Messenger RNA from Necator americanus (New World hookworm), 11736 nucleotides. RefSeq lists its product as uncharacterized. Lineage: Eukaryota; Metazoa; Nematoda; Chromadorea; Rhabditida; Ancylostomatidae. The coding region runs from base 1 to 11736 and encodes 3911 amino acids. Gene Ontology annotation, biological process: homophilic cell-cell adhesion. The record is from RefSeq and is a predicted model, not a curated record. Gene Ontology annotation, molecular function: calcium ion binding; cadherin binding. The transcript has 75 exons. Gene Ontology annotation, cellular component: plasma membrane; catenin complex.
AUGUUACUACUGCUGUCACUUAUAUUCUAUUAUCAGCUGAUUGUAUCCAUAAAUGCGGAGUUUCAUGAGACUACGGAAGCGUUUGUGAUUUCUGAAGACGCACCUGCUGGUGCAAAAGUUGGACGCGUACAGUUAACCCCAGGGUUCAACUAUAAGGUUUCUGGUUUGAAUCAACACUUUGAUUUCGAUACAGCUACAGGAUGGAUCACUGUCCACAAGCCAGUGGAUCGCGAAAGUUGUAAUGGUAGCGUGGAUCUACUGCUUGUUGCAACCCCACCUUCUAUUAUUCAUAUCUCAAUUACCGUACUCGACGUAAAUGAUAAUGCCCCGGAAUUUCCGGUUCCGUUCCAGAACGUCUCCUUAGUCGAGUCAAGCUCUAUCAGUACAAGAAUUCCCUUGCUACCAGCUACGGAUCGUGAUGCCGGGUCGAAUGGUACGAUUGUCAAAUACAGCAUCGAGAACGCUGUAGACGAGUUCGGUUUGAUCUACGAUAGCCCGGGAUUACUGUACCUGGAAGUGCGUCGAACGCUGGAUCGUGAAUCAAAACAAUUGGUUGUGAUGAAUAUCUCAGCACAGGACGGAGGGAAUCCUACAAGAACCGGAUAUACUACCGUGUACGUUGAAAUUCUUGAUGUCAACGAUAACGCCCCCACAUUUUCCACUCGAGAAUUGGAAACAAAGUGGAACGGUCUUGCCGCUACUCCUGUCAUUACUCUGGAUGCUACGGACGUGGAUCAUGGUCACAAUGGCGAGAUCACCUAUAGCAUACCUGUUGGCUCGGAUUCAGAGCACUUCAGGAUUGAAGGGAAUCAAGUGUUUGCUCAGAAGGACAAUCCAGCCUGUUGUGCGUCGUUACCGUGCUCCACUUGCUUCAUCUCAGUAAAAGCAGCAGAUCGAGGAAUACCACCACUGGAGAGCACAGCGCUUGUCAAAAUACUUCUGACAACUGAAAAUCUCCAUGAUCCGCAGAUCACAAUAAGACUUCACCCUUCAACCGUUGAUUUCGCCCUCGUCGAAAUUGGUGCAAUCGCAGGUAAAACGAUAGCUGUGCUCACUGUAACCGAUGAAGAUGGGCCUGUGCUAGAUUCAUCACCAGUAUCGAUCGAAUCCGGAAAUGAAGAUGGAAUGUUCGAGUUGAACAUCCAAAAACAUUUCUCGAUAUUGAAGUUGGCAAAAAAUGCCAACAGCACCGGUCGAUCGGAGUUCAAUCUUCAGUUUUUGGCAACGGAUGGACAAGUUCCUGAGCGAAAAACUAGAAGAAUGCUGAAGGUUUAUAACGAAGCAAAACUGGUGUCAUCACCAGUUGCAGUAGAACGAGACCUCAGCGCAUCUAUUCCGGAAAACUCCCCCAUCGGCAGUUUUGUAGCUCAGGUGCAUUCAAACUCGUCCGAAUGUCGGUUCUCGUUAAGUAGUGGAUCAUCCCCGUUUGACGUAGAUGAAAUCAGUGGAAUCAUCGUCACAACAGCUCUCCUAGACGUAAACAAUCAAUCCGUUUACACUCUGGAAGUAAUGGUACAACUACCCCCACCCAGUAUCCAAUCAAUAAUUUCAACUGUUGCGGUGAAAAUCACAGAUGUGAAUGAUCACUCGCCUUACUUCGUUGAUCUACCAGAUCAGCUAUUGAUUUCUGAAGACGUGGUGGUCGGAAGCACAGUUCUGACUGUAAAAGCUGGUGACAAAGAUCGCGGAGAGAAUGCACGCAUUUAUUAUCGAUUGACGGGUGAUCAGGCGUCCGAAUACUUGACAAUCGAUAAACCCUCAGGGAGGAUGACAUUAACAAAAGCAGUGGAUUUCGAGAAGAUCCGGCAGUUCGAUAUGCAAAUCGAAGCAUGUGACCAUGGAACGCCAAAAUUGUGCACAACAGCUUAUUUGCCCGUCCUAGUUCAGGAUGUGAACGACAAUUCACCCGAAUUCGUCUGUUCAACAGCGCACAACAUCUUGCCAAAAAACUCUGCCAUUGGGACUAUAGUUUCUGUAGUAUCCGCGGUUGAUCGCGACUCCGGUGCAGCCGGGCGAGUUCACUACGCCCUAUUGGACGCAAUCACUGGGUUUUCGAUCGAUAGAUCAACAGGAGUGAUAAGGACAACGGAAUUGUUGCACGAAAACGAGUACAAGAUUCGAGUAGGAGCUAUGGAUGGGAACGGUGUCAUGUCUGUUAACAAUGCUACUGUAACCCUGUUCGUCACCGAAGGUACCCCUCUGAAAUGGACGCGCGGUCCUGACACGAUCAAUGUUGAGAGUUCUGCUGUCAUUGGUGAUGUGCUGGCUAAGUAUGAAACGAGCACUCAAUCGUCUCUACAAAUAAAGUCACCGAUUUUAUCGAUCGACAAUCAAGACAGACUAACGCUGAAAUCAUCGAUACCUACUGAUACUGAUCAAUUCAACGCUGUCUUAAUUGCUGUGUUAGAUGGCCUCUCCAUAAGCAAAUGCAUACUACUGCGGGUCGAUCCUGGAGUGUUGAGCGAGUUUAAAACCGAUUGUCGUUGGUUACGUAUCGAUUCCGACGGAAUUAUCUCUGUUAAAGAAUUGAUCGACAAGUCGAUCGACAGUGUCCAGUGCGCCGUAGAGGCUUGGGACGCCCGAGGCAGAAGUGAUAUGCUUAAAAUUCAUAUAACAAUGGAUACUCCGGAGAAGCCGCUUCAACUGAAUGUCACUCAUAACCUUCAUGUGAAGGAGAGAACUCGGCCAGGAACAGUACUUACGACAUUGGGCACAGAUGCAGCCUACGUGUUUAGAGCAGAUUUAGACGCACCUGUUGGGGUCUUUCCGGACGGUACCGUAUACCUCCGGCGGGAGAUUGUCUUGGACUCUACCAAUGUCAUCACUGUCCCCGUUACUGCAACGCAUAGGGUUCAUAAUAACACCUAUAACACGAUCGUACGUGUGUUUGUCGAUGACAUUAAUGACCACUCCCCUAGCUGUCCUACACAGACGCAUCUCCGAAUAAAGGAGAAUGCUAAGAUUGGUACUACUGUAGGAUUUUUGCACGCUCAGGACGAGGAUAUCGGAUUAAGCGGUGUGGUGGGAUACAAGCUGCUGAAUAGCCAUGACUUCUUGCGCGUCGGAAUCGCUACUGGCAGGGUGACUUCUGCUACUGUAUUUGACGCUGAGACUAUGACUCGGAUUGAUUUCAAAUACGAAGUGUUUGAUCACGGAUCGCCCACAAACUCUGCGAUUUGCAACGCCACUGUAUUUAUAAUGGACAUAAACGAUCAUGAGCCUGUAUUCGAACAACUUUUCUACACGGCUAAGGUCGAUGUGAAUGAAAUAACGGAUAAUCGGACUGUUACUAAAGUUACCGCAAAUGAUAUAGACGAAGGCGAUAAACUGACGUACAAGUUGCUGAACUAUCUACUUUUGUUUGAGAUCGAUUCAUCUUCGGGGGAAGUUUCGAGAAAAAGUCGACUACAAGGUGAUCGUCGCUUCAACGUCUCCAUAGCAGCAAUAGAUCAGGGAGGCCAUAGAGCAGAAACCUUUCUGCUGAUUACAACUAGCUCUGAUAAUGAACUUCAUCCAGUGUUCGAUCAAAUGAUGGAACCACUCAACAUCGCAUCCAGUACUAUGAUAGGCUCUACCAUCGGUAAAGUCCGUGCGGUUGCCGAUUCUCAUGUUAUUCAUUAUCACAUCGUGGACCACCGAUUCGACAUCGAUUCCUGGGGCAACGUAAUCCUUGUCGACCAAUUAACGCCUUCUGAAGUCUACGAUAUUGUUGUGACUGCAUCCACUCCUUUUCGGAAUGCGACACAUUUAUUAAAGGUGGUGAUCUCUCAAGAUUCGCCGACUGGAGAGACGGUUCAUCAGAUAGAAGAAAACACGGUUCCCGCAGUAGUGACUACACUAGACGAUGACUACCGCAUAUUGCUCUCGGUUCCGCAGACAAGUGCAUUUACGAUCAGAGACCGACAACUCGUCGCUACCUCACCUCUGGAUCGUGAAAACAUCGCCAAGUAUAGAAUUCUUGUAGGUAACAACAGCACAACACAUCUACUUACUGUGGAAGUACUUGAUGUGAAUGAUAAUGAUCCUAUCUGUGAUGUCACCACAUUUCUAGCAGGUUCACCUCCAUUUUCCACCAAAUUACUCUGUACAGACCCUGACACCGGAGAUAGCUCGGCCUUAUUCUACCACACGACGUCAUCAAGAGCAACAAUCACCAGUGACGGGAUUCUUACCGUACCCUACUUCGAUGGACUAGUCACUCCGAUAUUUGUGGAAGUAUCUGAUGGAAAAAACGAAACCACCAAACGAACGAAGACUGUUUUGAUUCACGUGAUCCGUGAAACUAUCAAAGAUCCCGGAAUUUCCUUCCCAUCCAAGGAAAUUUCCAUGUUAAUGACGUCGUCGCAACCCGUAGGGACGAAAUUAGGUCGGAUAACAGCUGAGUCAGGACUGCCGUUGAAGUACUAUGUCACUGGUUCGAACCUGAUAAAGGUGAACGAGGACACAGGUGUUAUUUCUACCAAACGCCCGGCCAAAACAGACGAAACGGCAACCAUUGUCGCCGUGUCGUCAAGAGGUGUGGCUACCGUAAAGUUGCAUAUCGAACUAAUCGAAGAGCAACUUACUCUACCAAGAAGUUCGUUUCUAUUCACUCCACAGUCGAUCUCUGCUGGGCGGUUAAUCGGACCGAUCAACGUUGGUCGCGAUGAUGUCACCGUGGAUCUCUCGGAUCCUUAUUUAUACGUCCGUGAAAACGAGCUAUUUCUCAAGAAGACGCUGGAAAUCAAUAAUGGUCAUUUCUAUAACUGCUCAGCUCAUGUGUGGAAAGGACGGCUUUCAACUAAUAUUGAGAUCUAUGUUCUCCCGCUUGGAAUCGGAGACAUCGCCCCGAUAGAAGGACCGAUAGAAUACUGGAUACGUGAGAAUGCACAGUACGGCAGCGUGGUGGGACGAAUCCCAGUUCAUCCUGGCGGAAACGCGCCUUUGACGUACUCUAUCAUUGGAAGUGUCGGAUUAUCGAUUGAUCAGAAAACUGGUAUCCUGAAGACUGAUACUCAGUUCGACCAUGAAACGCAGCAAAUCUACAAUUUCAAACUGAGAUCCACUUAUGCUUCGGGAGAGUUUAUCGAUAAAGAUGCGAUCUUAUUGAUUGAUGACGAGAACGACAACAUCCCAGAGUUUGAGCACAAGACUUACAGUGUAGAGAUCGGAGAGGACAUGGCGAUUGGAGCCGAGAUUCUGCGACUGAAAUGGUCAGAUGCGGAUUUCAAUAACGCUUUUCACCUCAGUAUAGUAAAAGGGAACGAAUUUGGCCAGUUCGAUGUGGACCAUGAAGGAAGGAUUACGAUCGUUAGUCCUCUGGACCGGGAACAGUUGUCCGUACAUCGACUUGUUGUUCGCCUAAGCGAUGGAGCAGCUCCUUAUCCUCAUCAUACAACGGACUGCACGGUUACCGUAACCCUCUUGGAUGUUAACGACAAUGCACCUGUGUUUGUGUCUGCACCGGAAUUUCAGAUAGAAGAGAACAGCCAUCGAAUGAAAGUAAUUGGAAAAGUCAAGGCUGUCGACCUGGAUGAAGGGCGCAACGCCAUGGUGUCCUACCGUAUUCUGCCGGAAUCUUUGCCUUGGGCUGAGUUUGUUGUAGAUGCUGUUCACGGCGAUAUCAUGGUGAACAAACAAUUGGACUACGAAGAGAAGCAGAAUUACACGUUUACAGUGAUCGCAAUGGAUUAUGGGAUAUAUCAGUUGCAAUCUGAACAACAGAUUACAGUAUAUGUCAUGGAUGUUAACGAUAAUGCUCCGAUAAUUCAAUCAAGGGGCACAAUAGUCAAUAUUGAUGAGGUUGCACCCUGUGGUUCAAUCAUUGCAAGUUUUGAUGUGGUGGAUAAAGACUUGAUAGAAAAUUCUGCUUCUGUCUUCGAAAUUGAAGUGGGGCACGGCCUUUUCGAUGUGUCACCAAUCAGUGGGCAACUAUUCCUGACCACGCCAUUGGACUUUGAAAAACAGUCUGAGUACAAUGUAACUGUGUCGGCAAGAAACAUAGCGGGCGGUAUGAAGAGUUACAAAUCGAUAACGGUGCGUGUGAAUGACAACAACGAUGAGGUGCCAAAAUUUGUGCACGGGUCCCCAGUCCAAUUCUCUGUGUUCGAGAAUCUACCUGGUCCAUAUCCUGCUGUGAUUGGAAGCACGAUAUCAGAGGAUCUCGACGAUGGCGAGAAUGGACUCGUCGCUUACAGUAUUUUUCGGGGAAACACUAGUUUGUUUUCGAUAAACUCGGCAACAGGCGAACUUCUUCUACUAACUCCUUUAGAUCGUGAAGAUCAAAAUGAACACAUCCUUACAGUCCAAGCAAUUGAUUCUGGAUCACCCAGGCUUUCGGCUACCAGCGAAAUUAAGAUUACGGUACUUGACGAAAACGACAACGCACCAGAAUUUGAUCAACCAUAUUACCGCGUGCAUGUUCGAGAGAAUAGCAGGAUUGGGGAUUCAGUCCUUCAAGUCAAAACUACAGAUAGAGAUGAGGGUCUGAAUGGUUUGAUACGGUACACUCUUCUGGGGGAGAGUCCUUUUUCAAUUAAUGGGACCACUGGGAUUGUCCAUGUGACUGGAGUGGUUGAUCGCGAGACGGUCAGCGAGUACCAACUCAGAAUAAAAGCAACCGAUUCUGGAAGAUACAAGCAAAUGUUAUCGAUCGCCAAUCUGACAAUCGUUGUCGACGAUGAAAACGAUAACAAUCCAGUGAUAAGGAAUAAGAUCCUUGAUAUUUUUGUGCCGAAUAAUUUGAAAAUAGGUGAUGUGGUGCACGUCGUGGAUGCCAUGGAUAGCGACGAAAAAUCCAUCCUCUUCUACAAUAUCUCAGGACCAGAUUCACGAUACUUCGUUAUAAACGAACGCGGAGAAAUUUUUACGAAGGCUUCGCUCGAAUUCAAAGCAUACUACUCGAUUACGGUAGCGGUUUUCGACAUGGGCGGUCUUAACACUAGCGCCAGUUUCACCUUUUAUGUGGAUGACUAUAAUAAAUUUCCCAGAUUUACUGCCGCACUGAAAAACACAUCAGUGAGCGAAAAUUGGUUAGGCGAUCUGUUCUCCUUCCAAGCGGAGUCACCGCGAAAGAGUUACAACAUUAGCUAUUCAAUUUUGAGCGGCAAUGAUGGUUCCUUUGGUAUCGAUCCGAUCACCGGUUUGCUAUCGACCAGUGGCGAACUGGAUCGUGAACGUCGAUCAGUUUAUCGAUUGUGGAUCAGUGCUGCUGAUACAGAUACACCACCAAAGUCAUCGAUCACAUUGAUCGAUAUCAUAGUGAAGGAUGAAAAUGACAACAGCCCCGUAUUUGAAAAGGUGGUGUACACAACGGAAGUCGUGGAGAACUCCGAUCCGCAACAACUCCUCUGCGUCUCCGCCUCCGAUAGUGACACGAAUGAGAAUGCUGUUAUCUCGUAUUCGAUCGCUAAGGGAAACUCUACGGGAACCUUCGAUAUCGACUCAUCUACAGGUUGCAUACGUACAGUACACCAUCUAGAUCGUGAGCUGAUAUCAGACUAUCGAUUAGUUGUGUUGGCAACAGAUCAUGGUGUACCACCGUUAAGAGCGGAGGCUAUAAUUAAUAUCAAAGUUUUGGAUGAAGAUGACAACGCGCCAAGAUUUUCACAUUUGUUUCACGCUGAAGUGAAAGAGGACAUAGAACAGUCAUCGUACAGACUUCGUGUUCGAGUCAGCGACGGGAUGUGGGAGGUGCAAACCGGAGCUGCUAUAAACGUGUUAGACAUCAAUGACAAUGCACCAAUUUUCGACAAAAAUCGAUAUGUAUUUGUUGUAAAUGAAUCACAGAUAAACCAACCAAUUGGGAAAAUCAGUGCAUCAGAUGCUGAUGAAGGUGCCAAUGGUGCUGUGCACUAUCGUUUCCACCAAGAUGUACGCUAUUUAUCCAUUGACGUCCUCAGUGGUGAUCUCUUGCUGCUAAAAGUGCCUGAGAAAGGAGUGACUACGGUGACAGCAAUUGCCCAGGACAAUGGGAUAAAGGCAAUGUCAUCAUCCGCGCUGGUUACCGUGGUACUCCCUUUGAAACGCGACAAACCUUGCGAUAUUGCACUAAACAAAGCCACCGCUAAAGGCAUUCGCCUUGGCAGGUUGGAGGAAUACUGUAGUGACCUCACCGAUAAGCAAGGUUCUUCUGUUGCGAGACAGUUUUUGGCAGACGACUCGCACGUCGUAGUUGAUAACGAUGGGAACAUCAUAGUGGCCGAUGAUAUUCCAAAAGUUGGCGAUGAAAUCACCACUGAGUUAAUUAGUGAACUGGAAAGUGGGGCAGCUAUGAUUCGUCAGUUAAAGUUGGAACUGAGCCAAGGCAACCAUCACUCGCCGCAACUCAAAGAGAAAGUAUUUCACUUUACUGUUCCCGAGGAUCUUGCAGAAGGUGAUUUAGUUGGAGUGAUUGCCGCCGACGACGUUGACGUGGGUCUCGCAGGGAGGAUCUGGUAUCGCAUCCUGCCGGGAAAUGACUUCCCUUUGCGAAUGUAUCCAAAUGGAACGAUUGUAGUGAACGGAACGUUUGACUACGAGUCGCAGAAGAGAUACGUGUUUAAUGUGUCCGCUAUCGAUCGAGGUCAACCGUCAAGAAAUGCCAGCGCACAAGUGGUGGUUGAUCUACUGGACGUUAACGAUAAUCCGCCAAUGCUUCAAGUCAAUGAACUAGUUUACGCAAUCACCUCUUUCCAUGAUGUCAUCUGUCCUCCUGUCCUUGACGUCGACACACCUACAGAAGAUUUACAAUUCUUCAUUAACACGGCUGGUGUCACUACCGCAGGCGUUCACGGAUGCAUGAAGUUUAAUAAUACCUUGCCUUCUGUGGUCAACUGGAUCGUUUCCGAUGACAAUCAAUCGAUAAUUGUAAAGGCGAAGCUAGUAGAUAUGAUUCCCAAACAACCGGACAUUUCGGACGAAAAUGUUAGAGUUAGCGAAAACGCUGUGGAUAGCACUAUACUUGCUUCCUACGGUGUCGCAGUGUUUGUUAACCAGAACGAUCAACUGUCCGUAGAGUCAAACGAAGUUCGGGUAAAGGGUGGACGUAGAGUGCACAAUGAUCAACUGAAAGUAUACGCGAAGUCAAAGUUUGGACGAGUUUUUCGAAGUUCCACCUUAACGAUGACUUCGACGCGAAUCGCCCCGCCACCUAUCUUCCCUAAGGAUUCCUAUCAUUUCAAUGUCAGCGACAAAACACCGCCAGAUACAGUAGUCCACGAUUUUGGAAUGACAGUUCCUGCUGAUUGCCGCCUGGAAGCCGUAUUGGGUAAUAAACAAAAGACAUUCUGUUUGUUUCCAAGCGGUUUGUUCUCGGUUUGUGGACAAUUGAGGAAACAAACCUACAACAUCCUUGCAGAGGUGAUCUGUGGGAACAGAACAUUUUCGCAUAGCGAGGUAGUGGUUACUGUACUCCCAGCGGUUGUCGAGAACAUCAUCCUGGUUGGAUUUGUUCGCGAGAAUUCCCCAACCGCUGUGAUUGGUCAAAUUCCAGCUGAUCAAGGAGAGAAAUUCUCUUAUAUCAUAGGAGAAAAGCGACUAAGAGAGAUAUUUUCCGUGUCAACUGAUGGAGUUCUUACGUCAUUGAGACCACUAAAAAGAUCACAGCGUAGUAUCUACAGUAUUCCGAUCAGAGCUCACUCCUCCACGGGGCAACAUUCUACGAGAAGAUUCAUUGUGUUUGUUGACAAAGACAGUGAGAAUGCGACAAUAGUCCCAAAGAUCAAUGCAACUGUUUUGUUAGCGGAUACAGCGAGUGAAUUUCAUCUCAACGACGUACUUCUUCGAGAAAAGCCGAUUUGCAGACCUGACAAUAAUGAGCGAUACGAGGUCUCUACAAAAUGUCACUUCACGAUUGAGCAACCGAUCGAUGGCGACGUUCUCAAUGCAUCAAUUGGCGAUAAAACGGUGAAACUUGUUCUACAUGCUCGACGACUUCGUGCGGAACUCGAGAAGUCGAUGCUUCAACUCGUCCUCUAUGCAUCACCCGGCGGAAUUGCUGCGUUUCUCACGGAAAUGAAGCGAACCUACGCUGACUUAGAUUUUUACCCCAUCGCGGUGGACGUGAGCGCUCAUCGUUACACGCUUUUGUUGGCAAUCAUUGAUCGCAAUCGAAAAGUGAUCGCCGCGAAUGAUUCACGGGACAUCAUCCGAAUGCUCUUCCAGAAGUAUGAGUUCCCCCACGUGCUUCUUGAAUCAGCGGAGACAAACUUGUGUGCCAACAAGAUUUGCGAAAACGGAGGUGAAUGUCGCCAGCAAGUGUUGUGGAAGAAGCAAAGUUGGACAUUUUUCGAAACAGAUUCGAUUUGGACAAUUCCUGAUGGAAUUGUUCUCCCCAGAUGCGACUGCACCGCCGGCUUUACUGGUGACACCUGUGAGGAGGAGAAAUACUGCGACAAAACCACGUGUUCAGAUGGAAUGUGCACAGAAAACGGAGACUGUGUGCGAGAUUGUGAGAAGACUUGCAAGCAAGGCAUCUGCAGAGCUGGAAUUUGUGAGUGCAGGACAGGUUUUGCUGGUGCUGACUGUUCCAUGAUAGUGUUCGGCAAGGCCACAGAAAGGAAGUACAAGAAAGUCAAGGAGAACGCAAAGAAGCAGACAAAAACACGGAAAUCUUCAUGCUCUGAUCUGAGCUGUGGCGAUGGCGUUUGUCAUCUGGAACAUGGUCGUCCGAGUUGCCAUUGUGCGGGUGGAUUCGAGGCACAGGAUUGUUCUUAUGGUUCACAUGUCGCCUCAAUGCAUAAGGGUUUCAUCACUCUUACACCAACCGACCAAUUGCAAAUAGAGCUGGCGUUGAAUUAUUCCCCGCUAGCCAACCAGGAAUUUUGCAACGGUAGUCAAUCAAUAUCGAUUGAAUUUCGGACGCGCAAAUCGCAUGGGACCAUUCUGGCUCUCUCCUAUGAGGCAGAGUUUGCUGUCAUCGAGCUCCAUUCUUCUCAUGUUCGCUACCGUGUUUUCGACAGUUACCGUACUCCCAUCGAAAUCACUCUCGGCGGCCAAAACAUGGACGACGGUAACUGGCACGAGGUUGUGCUUGAGCUUAGCGAGGAUCGUAAAACGAUCACCUUCAAAGUAGACGGAAUCGGUAAGCAAGCAGUGUCUCGUAUGGUGCUUCCAACAAUUCUAUCGUCUGAUUUGAAACGCGUCCAGCUUGGUGUCAACGCACUAAGAGGACAAUUCUCUGGUUGCCUGCGUCGAUUUGUUAUCAAUGGCCAUUUACAACCGAUAAAUAGUGAAGAGACGCUAUCCGAAGAGUACUUCACUCGAACAUUGAGCGGUGACGUUAGCUCCGAGUGUCAUAUGGGCUCAACCCAAGUUGCACUGUUCCAAAAACCUGGGGUCAUCGCGUCAGUUCUAUGCGUGGGCGUACUAGCAGCUGCGGUUCUUGUCGUCUUUACGAUUGCACGUUUAACGAAGCGGCGACAUGCAUCAAAAGAAAGCACUUGGCAACGCACACAGGAAAUCGAUGCCUACGCAAUGCACAAGCCACAGAUUACAAAUAGUCAUGGCCAUAUUAAUCAGGCAAUGACCACAUCCGUUGAGGGUUCGAUUUAUGCGUCCGCGGAUGGUUAUGAGACACCUAUUCAUCAUCAUAACCGUCAUCGCGAGUCAAAACCGAGCUCGAAGUCUAGUCGUACAGUAGGAGAUGUUGUGCUAGCGGUGAGAAGCAAUCCAGCGCACGCCGACCAGUAUUGCACUUCGUCGAGAAGCAACAACGCGGAAUCGGAACCGCAGCGCCGACAAUCACAGAGGAUGUAUAGAAGCGUAGCUUAUUUUUGA